Oldenlandia corymbosa var. corymbosa is the source of this 4126-nucleotide messenger RNA. NCBI's taxonomy places the organism in Eukaryota, Viridiplantae, Streptophyta, Magnoliopsida, Gentianales, Rubiaceae. The record is from the annotation of a GenBank genome assembly.
UGUACACAUUAUGUAUGACUCAUCAAGUCGUUUGAAUUUCUGCACUUGUAAAGCGAAAACUUUUUUUAGUCCUUUUCUUGAAGAGGGUAGUUGUGAAUCCUGUACAUUUGGCUCUGUGUAUAUAAUAAAAAAUGAAGAGCGAUUUCUUCCUUAAAAAGAAGAUCUCUGAGUCUGUUCAAGUUCCACAAUUUUAUUUUUGGAAGCUACAGGAAUUUCAUUCUCCAUGAUGCUACAACUUCAGGUACAUUUCCUUCAAGUUGUGGAAAUUUUUGAGAGGGAAAAUUAUUGAGUUUCGACAACUGUUUAGGGCUAAAUAGUAAAUAUAGGCCAUUGUAACUCAUGGGUUUCUGUUUUGUAUCUUCCAGGAAUAGGGUCAGAGACAAGUAUUACGCUAUUCAAAGACUGAAUUUUUUUACUAUAAUUUUGCUCGGCAACCUCAAAUUAUGGAUGCCUGUGUUUCAGAUGUUACAAAAGAAUUUGGCAAAGAAACAAAGGGUUUAAGUGAUACUGCUAUUGGUGAAGUUCCGGCUUCAUAUGAUAUGAAUCCGACAGAGGCCGAAUCCUUAGACUUAGAGAACAAUGGCCUAUUAUGGCUCCCUCCUGAGCCAGAAGAUGAGGAGAACGAUCAAGAACCCAUUCUAUCUGAAGAUCAUGCUUCUGCAGGAGAAUGGGAUCGCUUGCGCCCGUCCAGCAGCUUUGGUAGUGUGGAUCAUAAAGUAUUAACCGAGGAGCGGAGGAAGGCUAUGAAAAACGUGUUUGAUAGGCAUUUUAGAAGUUUGAUUUCUCAGUUAUUGCAGGAGGAAGACCUACCUGUUUAUGAAGUAGAGAGUUGGUUAGAAAUUAUUACGUCUCUAUCAUGGGAAGCUGCCACACUUUUGAUACCACAUAUGAGGAGAAAUGGAGAAAUGAAUCCCGGUAAAUAUGUGAAAGUGAAAUGUGUAGCUUGUGGGCAACGUAGUCAGAGCAAGGUGGUUAAAGGGGUUGUUUGUAAAAAAGAUGUAGCGCAUCACCAAAUGACAUCAAAAUUUGACAAACCUCGAUUGUGUAUCCUUGGAGGGUCUCUUGAGUACCAAAGGGUGACAAACCAUCCAUCAAGCUUUGAUACUUUGUUGCAGCAGGAGAUGAACCAUUUAAAGAUGGAUUUUGCGAAGAGUGAUUCUGUUCAUCCAGAUGUCCUUUUAGUAGAAAAAAAUCUAUCCCAACAUGAUCAGGAUUAUCUUCUUGCAAAAAAUAUAUCUCUUGUUCACAAUAUAAAGAGGCCCCUUCUGGAGAAUAUAUCGCGUAGUACUGGUGCAAAAAUUGUGCUUUCUCUGGACCAUCUUACUGGCAAUGACCUGGGAUUUUGUGACUCAUUCCAUGUUGAGAAAUUCCUUGAAGAUCAUGGUAGUGCUGGUCCAGUUGGAAAAAAUUUGACCAAGGCAUUGAUGUUUUUCGAGGGCUGCUCAAAGCCAUUGGACUUUGCGAUUGUAUUGAAAGGUGCCCAUGGCGAUGAGCUGAAGAAGGUGAAGCGUGUACUGCAGAAUGGAUUUUUGGUAGCUUAUCGUUUGGCUCUUGAGACAUCCUUUCUUUCUGAACAAGGAGCCUCUUUUAGUGAAGAAUUUUCUCUUCCAGCUUUUGAUAAUCAGAGUAUUCUGGUAAUACCAAUGAGUAGAUGUAUCUGGAAAGGGUCUGUAUGUGAGACUUCAAAUAUCAUCAGAAUCAAUUACUAUGGAUCUUUUGAUGUACCUUUAGGCCAAUUUUUAUUGGAGCAAUUGUUUGAUCAGAACUUCCGUUGCCACGUAUGUCAAAUGCCACCUCAAGCACAUAGGCGGUGUUAUACUCAUCAACAAGGCAGCAUUGUGAUUUUGGUGAAGAAACUGCCUGAAAUUCUCUUGCCUGGAGAGAAAGAAGGAAGAAUCUGGACAUGGCACAGGUGUCUUAGAUGUCCUCACGCAAAUAAUUUCCCGCCUACAACCAAGAGAAAAUUAAUGUCUGAUGCUGCAUGGGGUUUAUCUUUUGGAAAGUUUUUGGAACUGUGCUUUUCAAAUCAAGCUGCUGUCAAUGGGGUUGCAAGCUGUGGUCAUUCCCUGGGUCAAGAUUGUCUGCAGUUUUAUGGUUUUGGGAGUAUGGUUGCUUGUUUCUACUAUACACCCAUUGACGUGCAUACUAUCCAUCUCCCGCGACCAAAGCUUGAAUUCAAUCAUGAUCCUCAGGAUUGGAUAAAAAGAGAAGCCGAUGAGGUCUGCAGGAGGGCAGAACAAUUAUUUUCUGAGGUUGUCAGAUCUCUUCAUCAGAUAUCUGAAAUAAGUCCAGUCAACAAUGGCGAUAUAGUUCCAGAAUUGGUUCAACAAUUUGAAGAGCUGGAAGUAAUGCAACAGAAGGAGAAAAGAGACUUUGAGGUAUCCCUACACCAAGUGAUCAGCAGGACAGUAGCAGAUGAUCAACCUGCCAUUGAUAUUCUUGAGAUAAAUAGGUUAAGGAAGUACUUAGUUAUUCAGUCUUAUGUCUGGGACCAGCGUCUAAUACAUGUAUCCACUUUGAAAGACAAUCGUCUUCAUGGAAUUAGCAAUUUGAUGCCGAAACUAAAGGAAAAUGCCAUUAAUCCUGGUCAGCCUGCCAAGAUGAUCACAACGUCUAGGCUCAGUGAAGGAUUCAGUAGCCGCGGUUCUUUUCUUCUGAGUUUAAAUCCCAGUGUUACAUUUAAUCAAGGAGGAAAUGGCGAGUCACGUGAUGGGAAUCAUGGCAGUGAUUCUGCAGCAAUUCUAAAUGAUCAGUUCAUCCCUGAGAAUUUCACCACAAAUGAGCAGAAGCUUAAAAUGAUUAGUAACUAUCGUCCUGUUUACAUCUCAUCAUUUAGAGAAUUGCUGGAUCAAGGUUGUGACAGGCUGCUGCUACCUGCGGGUAUUAACGAUAUUGUCCUUCCUGUUUAUGAUGAUGAACCAACCAGCAUCAUAGCAUAUGCACUUACAUCAGUAGAUUACCACAAUCAAAUGGUAAGUGAUCCGGUAAAUGACCGCUUGGAGUCAUCUUCUUCGAUGGUAAUCUUAGAGCCGGAGAAUCUUUUUUCUCCUACUUCCCUUAAUGGUGCAUCUCGAGAAUCCCUUAGAAGCCCAGGUUCAGCUAAUGAGAGCAUCUCCUCAACUUCUGUAACUCAAGGCUUUACAACCAUGGAUCAGCAUUUUUACUACAAGCCAUUGCAUGUCAUAGUAUCAUUCUCAGACAAUGGUCCACUGAGGAAGGUCGAGUAUACCGUGACUUGUUACUACUCUAAGCAAUUUGAGGACUUAAGAAAAACUUGCUGUCCUUCUGUAUUAGACUUUAUACGAUCUCUAAGUCGCUGUGAGAAGUGGGAUGCACAGCGCGGCAAGAGCAGUGCCUUUUCUGCAAAGACUUUGGAUGAUCGAUUCAUUAUUAAGCAAGUCACAAAGAUGGAACUCGAUUCUUUCCUUAAAUUCGGACCUGCUUACUUCAAAUACUUGUCUGAGCCUCGGAGGGACGGAAGCGCCACUUGCCUCGCAAAAUUGUUGGGUAUUUAUAAGGUUACAUCAAAAGAUCUUAAGGGGGGAAAGGAAUCCGAGAUGAAUAUAUUGGUAAUGGAAAAUCUUUUUUUCAAGCGAAAUAUCACAAGACUGUACGACCUAAAAGGUUCUACUCGAUCACGGUAUAAUUCAGAUUCAAGCGGAAGCAACAAGGUUCUUCUAGAUCAAAACUUGAUAGAAGCAGUAGCAACUUCUCCAAUAUUCUUGGGAUCCGAAGCAUGUCGGUUGCUGAAGAGAGCUGUUUGGAAAGAUACUUCAUUUCUAUCAUCUGUAGAUGUGAUGGACUAUUCCUUACUAGUUGGGAUAGAUGAAGAGAAGCAUGAGUUGGUAGUUGGGAUAAUUGAUAUCCUGAGGCAGUAUACAUGGGACAAGCAUCUGGAGACCUGGUUUAUGGUUGCAUUAGACAUUCUUGGGGGCUCCAAGAACUCAAGUCCGACCGUGAUUUCUCCCACCCAAUAUAAGAAAAGAUUCAGGAAAACAAUUCCUGAUAAUUAUUUUGUAGUGGUGCCAGAUCAGUAGUGAUCAUCCUUUCAAAUUUGCUAGGAAGUUUGAUUCUGUAAUGUCAUCUUGUCCUUGUACCAUAAUUUGCCCUUCUGUAUAAUAAUAAU